AACUCUUCCAACUCUCUCAUGGAUUCUCUUCUUCCUCUUCGAUCAUCAUCAUCAUCCAGUUCCACUUUGUCUUCUUCUUCUCAACCAAACCAUACUCUGGUUUCUUUCCCUUUCAUGCUAGCUUCGAAGAGGGUUGCCAAUGAAAACAUGCAAGAGUUCUUUUACUUGCAAAACGGAGGAGGCUUAGCAGUUGCUUUAACGGAGAAUGCUAUCUCUUUUUUACCUACAUUGGCUUCCAACCCAACCUUUCUUUCUGCUAUCUGUGCCUUGUUUGUCACGCAAUCAAGCAAAGUUUUCUUGAAUUUCUUGAAGGAGAGGCAAUGGAAUUUCAGACUCAUGUUUGCUUCUCAAGGAAUGCCAUCUACUCGCUCCGCACUGUGUUCUGCUCUCACCACUUCUGUUGCUCUCACUCAUGGCGUUGCUGGCUCACUCUUUCCCGUUUCUAUGGGAUUUAGUCUCAUGGUGAUGUGUGAUGCUGUGGCUGUUAGAAGACAUGUUGGUUACCAAGCUCUGGUGAUUAAUAGGCUUCUGGAUGCAUUGUUCAAAGGGCCUCCAGUUGCUGAUGAGAAGCUAGAAGAAGAUGUUGGUGACACCGCAUCACAAGUCUUAGCUGGUGCACUGAUUGGUUCUGCAGUAGCCAUUUCAUGCUCUCUAGUCUUCAUGCUGCUACGUUAGGUUGUACACAGGUGCUUAAUAGGAUGAUUCUGGGUGACAUGUUUCAAGGCCAUCCAAUUGGUGAUUCUGAGUUAGGUUGCAUAGUAGCCAUUUUAUGCUUUCAAUGUUUCCUUAUUGUGAGUUAGGUGAUUCUGUUAUGUUGGAUCAAACUGUAUUGAAU
Messenger RNA from Lathyrus oleraceus (garden pea), 835 nucleotides. RefSeq lists its product as uncharacterized. The transcript has 2 exons. NCBI's taxonomy places the organism in Eukaryota, Viridiplantae, Streptophyta, Magnoliopsida, Fabales, Fabaceae. The record is from RefSeq and is a predicted model, not a curated record. Bases 19 to 675 code for a protein of 218 amino acids.